AUGGACUCCAAUGCCCAACAAGACUCGCCGCUCUCAACUACAUCCAACAUUGUCGGCAUCUUGACUUUCGUCGUUGCCAUUGCGGCAGCGAUAUAUGCCCGUCUCAACUAUCUCCGCAAUAGCGACGAAGAAUACUUCCGAGUCAAGACCUCACUGUCGUGGUACAAAACUGAGUCUACGUGGCUCAAAGUCGAGUCCAAGGCAAGCACACCGCGCGGGCCAGGCAAUCGAGAUGAUCGGUGGACACUGGUGCCCAGCUGGCAGCGUAGCACCCCUUCUGUCGGCAUGGCCUGGAUGUCGGUGCGGAGCAAGGCGCUGGAGCUGGUGCGGCAGCGCGAGGCAUUGACUGCAAGAGUGCAGUUUCUUCAGAUGAGCAUGAUCUCGUCUCGUCUAAGUGACCUGGAGGCGAGGACGAAGUGGGGAGAAUUCAAGGCACAUGAGAAUUCAAGAAAGAUGGAUGGUGUAGUCGAAAGUCGCAAGGACGAGUACAACCGUCUGGAAACCCUAGUGCAACAACUUCUCAUUCAUGGUCGGGAUGCAGUCCGAUUGGAUAAGCCUGAAUCCGACCACGAAUCAUUACGCAGGAAACCGCCGUAUAUCUUUAGUAGCACUAGAUGA
Messenger RNA from Metarhizium acridum CQMa 102, 618 nucleotides. RefSeq lists its product as uncharacterized. NCBI's taxonomy places the organism in Eukaryota, Fungi, Ascomycota, Sordariomycetes, Hypocreales, Clavicipitaceae. The record is from RefSeq and is a predicted model, not a curated record.